AUGAGCUUGCACCAUCAAAAAAGGAUUAGGGAAAUAAGAAAGAUACUCAGUAAUUUGGAAAGCAGAAUAGACAUAAUAGAGUCAUUGAAGAGAUUUAAAGACAUAGUGCUUGUCAAUGAAGAUAAUGAUUUGAUUGUUCUUGUAAUACAAAAGGUUCAUAGCAUUCUGUACAGCUCAUAUAACAUUGAAUAUAUAGAAAUCCUCUUAGAUAUUAUUCACAGCGAAGAAGCAUUUGACGAAUUAUUCAGGAUAAUUUUCAGUUUUGAAAAUAGACCAUGUCUUCCCAGAAUCAUAAACAAGCUCAGGAAUAAGAAUGAACUAAUAAUAUUCAAGUAUCUCAAGGAAUUGAAGAACAACAGAUUAUUUAACAAUCUUUCCAAAGAAAUGGAUAAAAGAUAUAAUGAAAUUCUUGAUACAGUUGAUUUUGAUCACUAA
Molecule: messenger RNA, 435 nt
Organism: Encephalitozoon romaleae SJ-2008
Lineage: Eukaryota; Fungi; Microsporidia; Unikaryonidae
Exons: 1
Coding region: 1-435 (144 amino acids)
Source: RefSeq, a predicted model, not a curated record